This is a messenger RNA of Cooperia oncophora, 942 nucleotides long. Lineage: Eukaryota; Metazoa; Nematoda; Chromadorea; Rhabditida; Trichostrongylidae. The record is from the annotation of a GenBank genome assembly.
UUGGAGAAUACACGAAAUAAUUCAGGUAGAAAUCGAGCGCUUGACUCGGUUGGGCGUCCUGAGAGGCGUCGCAGAACUGAAGAAGUGGAGAAUCGGAGAACGAAGUACCUUUCAGUCAGAGAAUCACCCAUAAGGAUGGAAUCUCUUAUACCAAUCGUGAAUAAAUUACAAGAUGUUUUUGCAACGCUGGGACGUCGUGAAGAUCAGAUACAAUUACCCCAGAUUGUUGUUAUUGGUUCACAGAGUGCAGGAAAGAGUUCAGUAUUGGAAAAUCUCGUUGGUAGAGAUUUCUUACCUCGCGGAACUGGAAUAGUUACAAGGAGGCCGCUUAUACUUCAUCUUUCUCAUGUUCCAGCUGACGACGAAAUCAGACGGAGGAAGCCCGACGGGUCAAUGAUCACCGACGAUUGGGCGAUGUUUGAACACACUGGUAAUAAGAUCUUCACCGAUUUUUCUUUAGUUAGGAAAGAAAUAGAAAAUGAAACUGACAGAGUGACUGGUACAAAUAAGGGUAUUUCUCCUAUUCCUAUUAUACUUCGGAUUUACUCGAAAAAUGUUGUCAACCUAUCACUAGUGGAUUUACCUGGAAUUACAAAGGUUCCUGUUGGAGAUCAACCGCCGAAUAUUGAGGACCAAAUCCGUGAGAUGUUGAUUUCCUAUAUUUCCAAUCCUUCAUCAAUCAUAUUGGCAGUAACUCCUGCAAAUCAAGAUUUCGCCACGUCUGAGCCUAUUAAAAUGGCACGAGAAGUUGAUCCUGAAGGGCAGAGGACACUGGCAGUCCUAACAAAAUUGGAUUUAAUGGAUCAGGGAACAGAUGCUAUGGAUGUUUUAAUGGGCAAAAUUGUUCCAGUGAAGCUCGGUAUAAUAGGCGUUGUUAAUCGUUCUCAGGCUAGUUGUUUCCUGCUUUUUCCUUCGAAUGUUCCUGGUCUAGUGCCUCUUUAA